AUGGAUAAAUUCAGUUUUGUCGUCUUUUGCUUACUGUUACACCAAGGCCACCUCCGUGGUCUUCCCGAGGAAGACUCAGUGGUUAGCGUUUACACCAAGGAAGCAGCACCAGGUGUAGACGUCUACCAUCAGAUCGCGAAUAAUAUUGCUGAGAGGAUCACGUCACCAAUAUACAGGUUCCUCGGUUACAAUCGCACUACACCCGCUCCAGAAACGACAACAAAACACAACUGGGACAAAAUAGAAAUCUUAGAAACUCAAAACGCUAAAUCUUUUCCGCCUGUGAACAACGAUAUAGGAGAAAAAGACGUUGAAGAAUUAUCAGAAGAUAUAAACAAGAAAACCGACAGAAAACCAGAGAAAUUUACGCUAUAUUCUAAUUACUUGCCCCUUGGUAAGUUAGAGUUUGAUAGUAAGAAUGAUACUAAAGAUGAUGAUGAUGACUUUGGUUUCGAUGAUGUGGAAAGUGAUGAAGAUAUUAAGCCACGGCAAGGGCCAUUUACAUUCGUUUUGGAGCUGAUGUCCAGUUUGAUCCAGUUAAUUUAUGGUGGGAUUGUGGCGAUAUUCCAGAGGAGACCUGCGCAAACUAGUUAG
Molecule: messenger RNA, 594 nt
Organism: Pieris macdunnoughi
Lineage: Eukaryota; Metazoa; Arthropoda; Insecta; Lepidoptera; Pieridae
Source: the annotation of a GenBank genome assembly